UCGAGUCGCAAAGAGCUAAGUUGUUAGACGUUUUUUGUACUGCUCCUGAGAACAAAAAUGAGUGACGGUUAUUCGAUUGAAGAUGUGGCUGCCUAUGAGGAGGUAGAUGAUGCUCCGGAGAGAGUUCUUACUUUGGAGGAGCAGAACGAACUAGCCGUGCAGAUGAUUAUCAAAUUGGCACAAAAGGAGCACGAGGACAAGUCCCAAGAUCAAUUUUAUCAGGGACAAUGACCAGACCGAGUAUGGCUUCAAGGAACUUAUGGAGGAUCUUAAUGUUUCUUCUUCGGAUGAGAGCGAUGAUGA
Molecule: messenger RNA, 303 nt
Organism: Drosophila bipectinata
Lineage: Eukaryota; Metazoa; Arthropoda; Insecta; Diptera; Drosophilidae
Source: RefSeq, a predicted model, not a curated record